AUGGAGCCAUCAGAAUCAGAUGGCCGCCUACCGCCGCUUAAUCGAUCCGGUGUCCUGGAGAAGUCGAACUCCCUCGAGGAGGCAUACAAUAAGGUGGCACAAAAGGGACAGACCUCGGCGCCUGAAGACCCGGAAGACGAAGUGGAGUUUCACUACAUCUGCGUCGCAAGAUCCCGGGUGGACGGGCAACUGUACGCCCUCGAUGGAGAUUUGGACGGUCCCGUCGCUUCAGGCUUGCAGCUUGCUCCAGGCGAGGACAUGCUGAGCGAGCGCUGCGUGGCCUACUUCAAAGAACUGAUCGGUGGAGUGAUUGCCAAGCAGGGUGACAGCGUCAACUUCAACCUCAUGGCUUUAGUGGAGGGCUCAGUUUGA
This is a messenger RNA of Phaeoacremonium minimum UCRPA7, 372 nucleotides long. RefSeq names its product putative ubiquitin carboxyl-terminal hydrolase protein. Gene Ontology annotation, cellular component: cytoplasm. Gene Ontology annotation, biological process: ubiquitin-dependent protein catabolic process; protein deubiquitination. NCBI's taxonomy places the organism in Eukaryota, Fungi, Ascomycota, Sordariomycetes, Togniniales, Togniniaceae. The coding region runs from base 1 to 372 and encodes 123 amino acids. The record is from RefSeq and is a predicted model, not a curated record. The transcript has 2 exons. Gene Ontology annotation, molecular function: cysteine-type deubiquitinase activity.